AUGCCCUCCAUCACUUCAACCCCCUUCCAGGAAUACGACUUCACAGUUAGUCGAGAUGAAGGCCUUGGCCAGCUCUUUUACAACAAGGUCCGACUCAACCCCGACGCCAUUGCAGUUGUUGACGGAGAAAUUUCUUUGACAUAUGAACAAUUGCAUUUGCAAGCCUUGCAUAUUGCCCAUACUCUGGUGCAAGAAUCGUUAUCCUUUGAAGAGCCGGUGGGGGUCAUCGUCCAACAUGGAAUCAGCGAUAUCAUUGCGCAGAUUGCCAUUAUCUAUGCCGGCGGUAGCUGUGCCCCUAUGGAUCCUACCCUCCCUGACCAGCAAAUCCAGGGCCGGCUAGAGAGGCUAAACGCUCGGUUUAUUCUGGUUGAUCAACUCAACAAAGGCCGAGACCUCCCCUUUUCCAGAAUUCCGCUCGAGGGUCUUGUCUCUGGGUCCGGGGACAAAUAUCCCGUUCCAACAGACUUAGAACAUCGUACCCAUUUGAUUCAUACUUCGGGAACAACUAGCGAGCCGAAAGCAGUCCAGAUCGCAGCACGAUCAAUCCUACAGGUCGUUUUCCAUGCUCCUUUUGAACCGGUGAGGGAAAAUGAUGUCGUUGCACACGUCAAUAACAGCAGCUUUGACGUUUCGCUUUUUGACAUUUGGGCCCCUUUACUCCGCGGUGCAUCGAUCGCUGUGUUGAGUAAGGUAACUCUCCUGGACCUUCCGGUUAUGGCAGAGCACAUCGAGCGUCUAGGAAUCACUGUCAUGGCCACCACCACUGCGUUGCUGAAUCUCGCUGCAUCCACUUAUCCGAGCGCCUUUUCCAAGUUACGCAUUUGCUUUAUUGGAGGUGAGGCCGCGAACGUUGCAGCUAUCAAAACAAUCUUCGAGGAGGGUCCUCCAGAGAUGUUGAUCAAUGCCUAUGGGCCGACUGAGUGUUGCAUCUUCUGUUUAACUCAUCAGAUUGUCCCCGAGGAUAUCGAAGCCGGCUCCGUCAGCAUAGGCAAGCCGAUUGGCCACACUAUUGCCUAUAUAGCCGAUGAUACCGGUAAAUCUAGUGACGAGGGAGAACUCUGGGUUGGCGGUGCGGGAAUAUCUCCAGGAUAUGUCAACCUACCCGAGAAGAACGCUGCUUUGUUCGUGACAGUCGACGGUCUAGUAACAUCAUCGGGUGAACCAAUGCGGCUAUAUCGAACCGGUGAUAUCGUCCGGCGUCGGGCAGACGGCCAGAUCGACUACGUCGGACGUUCCGAUCACCAGGUCAAGAUUCGAGGAUUCCGAGUUGAGUUGGGGUCAGUUGAGGCCGGAUUGCUGAAAACGGGUUAUUUCUCUGAAGCCGUGGCUAUGAGGAUCGAACCACCACAGGAGGGAGCCGGUUCAAUACUAGUCGCAUAUGCAGUGCCUGUGAAUGUAUCCAAGUUUCCCAAUGUCGACGAGGCGUUGAAAGUACUUCGGGAAAUACUUCCGGAUUAUAUGAUCCCUCAACUGGAGUUGAUCUCCAGUAUGCCUCUCAAUAGCCAUGCCAAAGUGGAUAGGAAGCAGUUAGCGGAGCUGUACUGCACCCGAUGGAAGAAGAGUUCCUCGCUCACACCUAAAGAGAAGCCCAAAGAUGCCCGUUCGGCAUUGGCUAAUCUCUGGUCCAACAUUCUGGCAUCCCCGGUGGAGUCGUAUAGGGACGAAGACGAUUUUUUUCGCCAUGGUGGCACAUCUCUCCAAGCAUCAUUGCUUAUCAGCCAGAUUCGUCGCACCUUUGGCUCUGAAGUAUCCUUGCUGACCCUCUACGAUCAUCCAACAUUGGCUUCGCUCACGUCGAUUAUUCAAGAGCGCCAGAAGGGUGAGUUCGAGACGGUUCGAAACGAGAGUGACCUGUGGGUGGCUGAUACCAAGAUUGCGGACGGCCUGUCUUGCUUAGCUGGGCCAGUGAUCGACUGGACUCGCGACACUGAAGGCCGUGUAUUCAUCACUGGAGCAACUGGGUUUGUAGGAGCAUUUAUGCUGGCAGAUUUGCUGCGCAUGCCCCAUGUCCGUCAGAUUGGAUGUUUGGUGCGUGCAAAGGAUGCAGCAGUCGGCCUGCAGCGUCUAAGAACUGCAAUGGCCAAAUACGGCCUCUGGGACGAACAGUUUGCAUUCAAGUUGCUAGCUCUGCCUGGAGAGCUGGAAGAUGAAUUCUUAGGCCUCGGGCCGGACCGAUUCGAAGAAAUCGCCAACUGGGCCAGUGUAGUCUUCCAUCUUGGAGCUCGUGUCAACUAUACCCAGCCGUAUUCUCUGCAUCGCCCAGCCAACACCUUGGGAACACUGAAUGUCUUGAAACUGGCCUUCAAGGGGCGUACGAAAGCAGUACACUAUGUGUCCAGUAUAUCUUGUUUUGGGCCAACCGGCUUCGUGACCGGUACACAGAGAGUAAGGGAAGAUGAAUCCCUAAUCCCACACCUAGCAGCGCUUCCCUAUGACCAUGGGUAUGCACAAAGCCAAUGGGUCGCAGAGCAGCUUUUACGCCGACUCAUCGACCGUGGAUUCCCCGUCGCCGUAUAUCGACCGGGGUUCAUUACUGGCCACAGCCAGACAGGAGCCUGCAACCAUGAUGAUUUCUUUAGCCGAUUGAUCCAUGCGUGCCAGGAGAUGAAAUGCUACCCACAGCUACCAAACCAGCGAAAAGAAUUCGUUCCAGUCGACUAUGUUAAUUCUGCGAUCCUGCACAUUGCCUCAUCUCGAUCGUCUCUAGGCCAUGCCUACCAUAUCGUUCCCCCCAGCCGGGAGGUCUCCAUCGACAUGGACGAUUCGAUGGAUAUGAUCGGUGAAUGCGGCGGUGAUCAGAUCCGGGGCGUCUCAUACAGCGAAUGGAUUAAGCUGCUGUCAGCUAAUCCUCCUGAGCGUCUGCAGCCACUGGAGCCUAUGCUGGCAGAGAAAGUGCAGGAUGGGUUGACCCGAUGGGAGCUAUACGAGAAUAUGCCCAUCUACGAGACGACCAACACGAUGAACGCACUCGCAGAUUAUCCAGGUGGCCUCAAAUUUCCGGCUCUAGACAAGGAUCUGAUGAAGCGAUAUCUGAACUAUCUCCAAUCGAAGGCGGAAUGA
Messenger RNA from Arthroderma uncinatum, 3060 nucleotides. RefSeq lists its product as uncharacterized. Lineage: Eukaryota; Fungi; Ascomycota; Eurotiomycetes; Onygenales; Arthrodermataceae. The coding region runs from base 1 to 3060 and encodes 1019 amino acids. The record is from RefSeq and is a predicted model, not a curated record. The transcript has a single exon.